Rotaria sp. Silwood2 is the source of this 486-nucleotide messenger RNA. The record is from the annotation of a GenBank genome assembly. NCBI's taxonomy places the organism in Eukaryota, Metazoa, Rotifera, Eurotatoria, Philodinida, Philodinidae.
AUGGCAUCUGCUCAGUCGAUUGCUUCUGAACAUAUCCAACGUGCAACAACUCGUGUAUAUAAUGAAGCUGGAUUAGAUCCAUCUCUUAUUGUUUCUCCUUAUAUUAAUGCGUGGUUGGAAGAACAUUCACGAGUUUACUUGUACGAUCCAGUUGGUAUGUUACAGUAUAUUUUAUCCUUAGGUUCGUACCUUGGCGAAGACAAUUACGUGUUUCGCAACAAUCGGAAAAAAACACCUACAACACUUUAUUUGUCAUUAUGUACACGUCCAGGUAAAGAUAACCUUCCGAGCAAAUACCUUGAAGGUCUUCUUAAUAAUCAGGUCAGUCGAUUUGAUGAAGUAUUUUGGAUGACAUGGUGCCCAUCACAAUCAUCAACACAAAACGGUGGUGAAAAUGAUAAUGCUAAGUCCACUAAUAAAAAAAUAGCGCUUCAACGAAUCGAGGGUUCAGUGGAUGACCUCUUCGAAGAAAUUGACUUGCAAUGA